ACUGGUGGUCGAAUAAUUAAUUAGCGCACGGUGUGACGGCCUCGUACCAAUCGACAUUUAGGCCACAAAUACUAAAUAUUUCCACAAAUGAAGUGUGUAUGGAGAUAAAAAAAAAAUAAAAAAGGUAUUAAAUAUCAACAACUGCAAAAAUAUUAGUAAUCCGAGUGGGCAAGUGAAAUGCAGUGAAAAUCAGAAUUUUCUGUUAUCAUUUAGAGGCGUUAAUUUCGAAGUGAAAUCAAAACCAAAUAUUUUACGCUUUGUUCGUGUGCCGUUACAAUCGUGUGGCAUGUGUGCGCGUGUGUGUGCGUUGCCGUUGCGUUAGUGGAGCAAACGUUACGUCGUGCUUUGUUUUUUCCAUAUAAUUUUUAACGCUGCAGAAAUAUGCCUGAAUAACGGUAAAUAGUCGAAAAUUUAAAAUUGCGCAAAAUUGCGAUUCGCCAGCAGCCAUUCAAGCAGAACGUUCAAGUUUCGCGUUUUAUAAUUGUGUACAUUCGUGGCGCGUGCCGUACGAACGGACGAACGGUUGUAGUGUGAGUGUGCGCGUGUAUGCGUGCGUACUUCGUGUUUAUGUUAAUCGACUUUGGCUUUGUUGCGAAAUCAAAUAUUCGGCGUUAAAGCGUUUCAGCUGAAAACAUUUAUGUUUCUGCGGCAAAUGAAAUACACAAUUUUAAAAUGGAAAAGCAAAAAUUUUGAAACAAAAAAAGUCGCCUGACAUAUUUUGAGUAUUUUCGUUUUUUGAAUUUGUGAAAAAAUCAACGCGUGUACAACAACAAAAAAAAAACGGCGACAGAAAGCAGCUUUAAAUAGAGAAACAAAUAUUGGCAAAAGUUUUCUAUGCAAAUCGCGGCCGAAGUAGCGCCACCUCUAUAACCAAAAUUAACGAAAAAAGAAAAAAUAAAAAAUAUAUACAUAUGUAAAUGUGAAAUGAAAAAUGCGACAAUAAAAAAUAAAUUGUGACUUGUGAAGAGCAUAAUAACAUAAAUCAACGGCAAAUCAAAAAAGUUUAAUGAAAAGGAAAAAGUUUCGCAACACAACGAAGGCGAAGAACAGCGGCUAAAUUAAAAUAAUAUUCAGCAAAACAACAAAACCAACAACAAAAACCGAAAAUAUCACACAAUGAAAGCGAACACAGCUGCAGUCGGCGCGAGCGCAGAGAUGCCACAAAGCGGCAUGCAACAGCGACGACAUCAGCAUCAGCAUCAGCAUCACUUGCCACAGCCGCUAAAGCUCAUAUUGGCGUUAGUCAUCAUCAUUUGCUUGCAAGGAACAAAUUGCUUUCAAAGAUUCUCAGAACAGCCAAAGUAUUCCGAAGUGAAUCCGGGUCAGGACGCCUUACUAACAUGCAAAGUAAUCGAUAAGCGUGGCACUUGCUCGUGGCAGAAGGAUAACAAGCCUGUUGGCAUAUAUGCGAAAAAAUACGAAUGGGCCGCCCGACCUUCCAGCAGCAGUGGCGGUAAUCUACAUCUUGACCUACAUCCGCCGCCUAUGCAAAUCGGCGGCGAUUGUUCGCUGUGGAUACGUUCGGCGACACUGGACUUCGACGAUGGUUUGUGGGAGUGCCAAGUGACGGCGAGUGAUUUCACAACACAAGAUGCACUCACCAGCCAACCAGUGCGACUGGUUGUCAGAGUGGUGCCACAACGUCCACGCCUGGAGUAUGAGGGCGCACAUGUUCCACCCGGACAUAAUAUUACCAUCGACUCGGGUGCUCUGGCGACCGUUAAAUGCGUAUCGCACUAUGGCAAUCCGCCAGCCACACUCAAAUGGUAUCUCGGUGACCAAGAAAUUCAACCGAUUCAUCCGCAAAUCAACAACACCGAACCGGAUAAUCCGCGCACCUGGUCGGCAACGUCUGUCGUUCAAGUGACGGCGAUGCGUGAACGCCAUGGCGACAUUUUGCGCUGUCUCGCCUAUCAUGAAUCUUAUACGGCGAAAUCUGUGCCGGUUGAGGCACGUUUGGAUGUAAAAUAUGCGCCAACCAUCCGUCUAAUUGGCUCACCGGAAAUCGACUUAGAGGAGGAUAAGGAUGCGCUUAUCCUACGUUGCGUUGCCGAUGCCAAUCCACCGGCAAGUAUUGUGUGGCGGCGUGCGGGUCGUUCGGAAAUCGCCAGCUUGCAGGAAACACUGCAACUGCGACCUGUAGGCCGUCGUGAUGCCGGACUCUACACAUGUCAAGCCCAAAACUCGGUGGGCACCUCAGAGCAGCUCUCCGUUCAGUUGGACGUUAAAUAUCCGCCAAAAAUAGUUUCGGCUGGACCGGAUCGACUUACUACAGCACCAUUAUUCAGUCCAGCCGCAUUUGAGUGCGUCGCCGAAGGCAAUCCGAUGCCUAGCUACAAAUGGGUGCAGAGAAUUGCGCAUGGCUCCAAGUUCGUGGAACGUGGCAGUGAGCCGCGUCUGGUUAUUGACAAUGUCACCUACGACUAUCAGGGUGAAUAUGAAUGCCGCGCCACCAAUUAUAUCAAUGGACAGGAGCGUGUUGCUGUCUCGGAACCAAUUUCGCUGCAAGUUGUGGGUGCACCACAAGUACUACGCCCACAUCCAUCGAUGCACACAAUAUCGGUAAAACGUGGCCAGCCGGCCGUUAUGUCACUGGUGGUCUGUGCAGAUCCACGACCACAUCGAGUCUCAUGGGAGUGGGGCUCAUUGCGCCUGGAAGCUGGUUCAGGAAUUGACCGCUUUCGCGCCGACGAUAUGUUGCAGGAUUCACGCGAGGAUUGCUAUCUCUCCACUUUGCAUAUUCUACGCACGGAUGAGCACGAUUCGCGUCCCUACUAUCUGGUUGUGGAGAAUGAGCGCGGCACCGAUCGGCAUGCCAUUCAUUUGAAUGUGGAGGGUACGUUUACAGAACCACUGGAGAUGAGCUAUUUGCUCGGCAUCGCUGGCGGCUGCCUGGCCGCGAUACUCAUAUUAAUCUGUCUCUGCAUUUAUGCGGUGCGCAGCAAAAAAUGCUGCUUCAAAGGUAGUUCCGGCUAUAAAUCAUCAGAUAAAGACAGUGAGAAAGCCGAUUUGAAAUCACGUUCGGACAGUACCAGUGGUCCACAGGGUGAUUCGAUAUAUACCACGCCGGCUGGUUUUCAUCAUCAUCAGCAACAGCAACAGCAACAACAAUUGCAACAGCAUCACCAACAAGCGCAACAACAACAACAACAGCAACAGCAUCAUCAUUUACAAACCGCACACGGAUCACCGGAGGCAAUGAAGCCGGUCUCACAUAAAACGACAACAACCACAAAAGCCACAUUCGAUGGCGAACUGCUUUGGCAACAAGAAGCGACUGAAUUUAUAGAACGUUUUCCGCAGCGUCGUCGCCAACAUGACGCGCUACGUCCCAGCGUCUCAGCCGGGGCGCUUUAUAAAAAUGCCACCGGUAUAACGACGCUCAAUAAGCGCGCUAGCGGUGGUGAGCUGCUCACAGCGCAACAACGGCAUCAACGUGAUCUUUUCAGCGGCGAUUUAGGUAUACCAGAGGUGCGUUCACAUGUGGGCAGUAUGGUGCAUACAUUCGAAACGCUUGCUAUGCAACGCAAACUUGCCGAUCAAGAGCGCGCCAAGGAACGCGCUUGGGCGUUGCAACAGCAGCAACAGUGGGAGCGCGAACAGUUGGCAGAGAGAAGUUGUAAGUAUACGCCAACACUUAAGAGCGCCAUACACACAACCACAUACACAUAUGAUACGCCCACACACACGUCACGCCAUUCUCAGCACGGCACUAGCAAUAGUAAAUAUCAUCAACUAAAGCGCAAAUCACACGAAUCACGUCAGCGCCUCAUAAAACUCAGUAAACAGCAGCUGCUGGCUGCUUUCAAUAACAGCGCUAAGCGUGCACCGUCAAAAACAGCACACACUAAACUCGAAAGUAGCUUAAGCGCUCAGUCGCUACCUGGCGCCGACAAUAAUAAUGUAUUGUCGCCGAGUAGUAGCCCCCUUAAGCGGCACAGCACUUUAAGUUUGCACUGCGCUGAAGUUGCGCGCGCUGCAAAAGCGAACGAUGAUCACUUGAUCCAGCAGUAUUGCCAUCUGGAUGACGAUUAUCGUAAAAAUCUGUUUGGCACCAUAUCAAGUCGUUUAACAGCUGUUAAUAAAGGUUGUGAAGAUAUUAACAGUUAUGACUAUAGUGGCGCACGCCACAAUAGUAAGCGUGUCAGCCACGAAGAAGAAGAAGAUAUGGAUGUUGGCGCGCACAUAAACGUUGAACAUGACGAAGCGCUCAUUGUGAGCGCCGCCUUCGAUGAAAUAUUCGCCAGUUACAGUGGCAUCGAUGACGACGAAGAAGAUGAGAAAAAAUUCAGCGCGCCGGCAAUGUUAAGCCGUGCUACCACAUAUUCUACGGGUUUUGAAGAGCAAAUGGUAAGUUUAAGUGAACUGGACGAUGAUGUUUUUAAGUCGCUUAGCUCGAGUCGCAUCAAUAACAUUGGUUGCCCAGGCAACACGCCAAUGAAACUGCCGCCUUUAGCGACGAGCACACACAAAAAGCCGGCAACGCCAGCAACAAACGCUUGGCCAACAAAUGGCGCCGUUGCCGAUGCAGCACAAACGCCUAAGCGCAAACGCACCAUAAUGCCAUUGGCAAAACAAAAGCAACGCGCCACAACACUACAUAAUCUCUUCGACCGCCUCAAAGCAACACAAACGAAAGUAAAGCGCCCAUUUGUUAAAAUGCCCUCCGACAGUCUGCUAAAGCAGGAUCAACUAAGUAUUGAGCAAAUGACGCACGCGCUGCACAAAUACUCACCACAAUUAAAUUUAUAUCGCGAGAUAGGCGAAGGCGAAGCGGCCGGCGAACGUAGUGAUGCUGAUGGUGAUUUUCUACGCGGUUCUACAUUGAGUCAAUCAUUUGUACGCCAACAGCCGAAUACGCGUGAGAAUAAGGACGAGCCUAAGCGCAAAAAGUCGGCGCCACCACCGCCACCAAUCAACCAUACAAAAUCAAAUAGCGGUAUCAGUGGUGUAAACGCUGUAAAUGGCGCGCCACGACCGAGCUUCGCGUCACAGCGCGCUAAGUCGACAAACGAACUGCUGCUCGAUGAUUUGGCCGUGCAAGCGCGUCGCUAUCAACGUGCCGCUAGUCGCAAGUAUGCGGCGCCGCCAACGCCCAGAAAACAACAGCAACCUGUAGAAGAGGGAAGUGAAGUAACGCAACGCUCCAAACCGAACCGUGCCAUUAGUCGUGGCAACGGCGUUGGCGCUGACAUCUUUUUACGUGGCAGCGCAGAAAUCUAAGCCGAAGCCGACUGCUUGCGCAAACUGGCAGAAGUGUCCAAGCAGUAAUCAAAGCGUUCUGGCGGUGUUAGUUGACACCCAACGCUACUGUUAGUUAUAUAGAAAAAUAUUUAGCAGUAUUUCUAAAUGUACUAAUUAUACUAAGCAAACAACUAAUUUUUGCCAGCGUAAUUGAGCCAUGUUUUCAUGCAAUAAAUACUUAAGCAUUUAUUUUCGAUUCAUGAAUUUAAUUAAAAAAUCAAAAAGAAAAAAAUAUUGUAUUUGUGUAUGUGACUGAUUUUUAUGUUAGUGUACUCAUGUUAUAACCAAAGCAAGUAAUUCUUUAGCAAAAAAGUAAGUGAUUAAAAAUGUUAAAGUUAAUGUUAAAUAUGGUAAGCCAAAAAAAAAUAAAUAUUGUAAAUAAAAACAUUAAUAAAUACUCUAAAGUAGAGCUAAAACCACUUUGUUUAUUAACAACAUAUUCUUGAUGUUAAUUGUAAAACUGAGCAGCUAAUUUGCAAUAAGCUAAUUCUUAUACACAGUGAGCGCCACUUAAUUGCAAACAAUAAAUAAAUAUUUUGAGGUUAUUUGCAAAAUUUGCACAUAUAUGUAUUUUGUAAUCAUGUCUCUUUAAGUUGGAGAUAAUGUUAGGCUUGCUAUAAACUUCAAAACCCUGUUUUAAUCUUCAACUAAAAUUGAUCUUUUUCUCUCAAUUAAUUUCGGUACCAUGACUGAAAUCAUUUAUUCCUUAUCAAUUAUUGCUAAAAAAAAACGUUUUUGUUUUUUUGAAGAGCCAUUUUUUGUAAUACAAUACGAAACAGAAUUUAUUCUAAUUAUUGACCGUUGCUUUUUAUACAUUUUGACCGCCUUUCUGUGGUCAAAUUUGUAGAUACCAUGUCAAUAGAAAUGUUCGUCUUUUUAAGCAAAUAAAUUAGACACCCAAUUUUCGACUUCUGCGUAGGAAUCGAAAAACUGCGCAGCCAAUGUGUGUCCCAUCGAUGAAAACAAAUUGUAAUCGCAAGGGGUCAAGUCUUGUGAAUACGGCGGAGAGGGUAGCAGCUCCCAGCCAAGUACUUUAAAUGUAUCCUGCACUGAUUUCGCUUUGUGUGCAGGUGCAAUGUCGUGUAACAAAAUUACUUUGUCGUGUCUUCUGGCCCAUUCCGGUCGUUUUUCGAUCAAUGCAUGGCUCAAAUUGAUCAUUUGUUGUCUGUAGUGAUUAGUAUUAACAGUUGCACUAGGUUUUAGAAGCUUGUGAUAUACCACACCUUUCUGAUCCCACCAAACACAGCGCAUUGCCUACUUACCGCAACGAUCUGUUUUUACGGUCGUUGUUGAUGGUUGUUCCGGAUAAACCCUUGCUUUUCUCCGUUUAGGGUUCUUAAAAUAGAUCAAUUUUUCAGCGCCAGUGACAAUUCGAUGCAAAACUAAACUUCUCUUGUAUCUUUGAAGCGAAAUUUUACAAGUGUUUAUUUCGGUUCCAUUUGUCUUUCAUUCAAUUCAUGUGGCAACCAUUUUCCGCACUUUUGGCUCUUUCUCAUGGCUUACAAGAGUUCUGAAAUUAUUUUUUUUUUUUUGCAUGGCUGUCAUUUGCUUUUGACUCUAAGUAUCAUCUUCAUCCAAUAUUGCUUGCAAUUCAGCGUCUUCAAACUUGGUGGUCAUCGACGUUUUCUAUUUUUCACAUCAAAAUUAUUAUCUCCAAACCGUUGAAACCAUCUUUUGCAUGUUGCUUUUGAUAGUGCUUGAUUACCAAGCAGUUGAUGCGGGUCUGUAGCAGUUUUCUUCCAAUGGAAAGAGGAAAUUAAUGCUUUUCGCAACUCAUCACUCUUCGGUGCGAAAUUUGACAUUUGAAAAAAUAUGAUGUUGUUUGUUCAAUGGCUGUCAACCAAAUAGAAAUAAAUUAAGGCUCAACAACACGUUUGUAUCUUUACGCUCUCUUCAUACCGAUACACUUGGUUUUUGGAAAAAUACGGUAUUGUUUUCUGAUUACUAUACAUUACAUCAGUUAAUAUUUUUCAAAUAUUCCGUCAAUGUAAAAAUUUGCAGUUGCCAUAUUCUUAAUAAUAUAUUUAUAUAGAUAGAAGAAACGACAAGCCGUGGGCAUAAAACUGCUAUUUUCAAUUUUUUUAUUUUUAAUUUUGAUUUAUGCAUUGCAAUUAAGCGAAGUUCACUAUAAUCAUUAUUAUAACAUAUACCUGUUACAAUGUGUCAUAAUAAAUACUUAAUAAACUCUCAAUGACUGAUUUCGUUUACAAGCAAAUAAAGUACUAAAUUUACACGAACAAAUCCACAAACGAAAAAAAAAAAUAAUAAUAAUAAUUUAAAUGCAAAAAACGUAUAAAUGUAAUUAUAUGCGCAAUUAUUUUAUAUUUUUUAAUUUUUUUUAUUUAACUUUGUAUUACAUAUCUUUUGAUGUACAGCGACCAGUUUUCUCUAAUGCCAUUGAGUACAUGCCCAUUAUGAAGAUGAAAACCAAAAUUUAUUACGCCGAAAUACUAAUGAGAACAACACUAAAACUCUAAUGUACAAAAAUAAUAAAAAAUAAUAAUUAAAUAGUACUAGUUAUUAUCUUAAGUAAAUGAAAACAAAAUUGUUUAAUACCAAAACCAUUAAUUUUUUUAUUUCAUUUCAACAUCUCAUUGUAGUUGCAAUUAAUAUUAAAAAAAAACCUAAUUCUUUAAUCAACUGUUAUAAAACAAUUGCAAACAAUAAAGACCGCAGCCAUAUAGAAAAACAAACAGUAUGUUUUUAACCUCAAAUUUUUAGAGAAAGAUCACAAAAAAUAUGCGAAAAAAAUGUACGACUCGUCUUCUUAAAUGUAGGCAGAAUUAUUAUUGGUUGUAGAGUUUGAAUUCGCAGCGUUAAAUGUAAGACAGUGCUUACGAAAUGUAUGUGAAUCGGUAAGGAAUUACAUAUAGGAAAAAUGUAGCGUAAAGAUGAAAUUACUAUACAAAGUUAAAAUAUUAAUUGAGAUACAUAUAAUAGAAAUAGUUGUACUAUGUGUUGCCAACUCAAAGAGUGUAGACAUGAAUGAAAAUAAUUACAGAGUACUACAUACAUACAUACAUACAUGCAUACAUACUUACAUACACAUUAUAGGUAUGAAAAAAUAUACUAGAAUAUAAAAUGGUAAGAUUAACAUUUUUGUGCAUGCAAUAAAAUUAACAAUAAAAAAAAAUAUAAAAAAUUAUAAAAUUUAAA
Messenger RNA from Bactrocera neohumeralis, 8400 nucleotides. RefSeq names its product kin of IRRE-like protein 2. The record is from RefSeq and is a predicted model, not a curated record. Gene Ontology annotation, biological process: cell-cell adhesion. The transcript is spliced from 16 exons. Gene Ontology annotation, cellular component: cell-cell junction. NCBI's taxonomy places the organism in Eukaryota, Metazoa, Arthropoda, Insecta, Diptera, Tephritidae. Gene Ontology annotation, molecular function: cell adhesion molecule binding. Bases 1117 to 5223 code for a protein of 1368 amino acids.